Phytophthora sojae is the source of this 1362-nucleotide messenger RNA. RefSeq lists its product as hypothetical. The record is from RefSeq and is a predicted model, not a curated record. The transcript is spliced from 2 exons. Lineage: Eukaryota; Oomycota; Peronosporomycetes; Peronosporales; Peronosporaceae. Bases 1 to 1362 code for a protein of 453 amino acids.
AUGGCAGCGAGUGCGGCUCGUGCUGCAAUACGAGAUGCGAUCGCAACGAAGAGCUUUCCUCCUGCAAUAGCGUACCCCGAGAAGCAGAGGAACGCAAUGCUAUCGGCUUGGUUCAACCUGCCUACGAUCACGUGGGUUCCAGACGUGUUGAAUGCAGGUCGAUCUCCUGUUUGUACCACAGAAGGAUGUAAGUGCACGCCGAAGGUAAAGGAAUAUCUGCAGCGAACUGUCCAUGAUGUCGAACACAAAACCAUUUUGUAUUAUGCAAGGUACAAGUGCUCUACAGGACGAUCGUUCUCUACAAUUGAUGAUGCUUACCUUUCUUCAUCGAAAGCCGUAUUCCUUGCAUUCCUGUAUUUGUUGACUUACCAGACCGCAAUCUCGUUAGAUUUAUUUGAGCUAGUGUAUGACAGCAUGCUUACAACCAAGGGACUGGCGGGGGCUACAGACAACGUAACGCGGCGCCGUCAGAAGCGCUAUUAUGCUUUGUUGGCUCGUGCAGGUUGCGAGAUUGAGAAACGAAAAGCUGCGGAUACUGCUUAUGCACCACCACUCUUGCAAUCGGUCGAGCAGUACAUGACUAACCAUAUUUGUCUAGACAGCGAGGCGCUGCAAAAGGUAUGGCUCUCACAAACGGAAGUGUGUAGUAGGUUACUCGAAGCCCAAAUGGCCGUCUCACAAUGCGAAAAGGUUAUCAGAGUAGAUCACUCUCAAAAAUUCUGUAGCAAGUUGAAAGUUUUCGGAUCUGACGGAAGCAAAGAGCAAGCUUCGAGUGUGCGUAUGUUGCUUCUUGUACAGAACGAAAUAGGACAAGUAGUUGCAAGAGGUCUAACGCGUUCCGAGAACCAUGAAGAAACAGAAGCUAUUUUACACCUUAUAAAAAAACUCUUUGGAGAUUCGGUCGCCGUGAAACAGGACCCUUUUCACGUCAUUCAGAGACUCGCGGAAACAAUUUCCGAUCAAGCUCAGCGAGGCUGGCUCGCGAAGCGACUUUCGGCAGCAAUCUACGACGUAGAAAGAAAAAUUCUAUCGCCAAGUGCAACAGCAGAAAAUUUUGCGGAAGCUGCCUCUAGUGUGCCAACAUCAAGUAUUCGUGUCUCUACCAGCGAAUGGGAGGGCUGUGUCAACAGCAAUCUCGAGCAGAUUAGGCAAGGAGACCUUUUUGUUGAGGGGAGCGACUACAGUGAAGGUGGCAGUACGGUGCGAGUGGUGUCUACAAGUCAACUUGAAGCGAUUCAUUCAAAGUUGAGAAAACUUCUGGAUCGGGUGCUUUCGAUCGAGGUUGGGCUGCGUAUCCUGGAUAUCUUCCUGUUACAGGUUAGUUUUCUUGCAGGAGAUUUUUUUUACUGGACGGUAUGUUAA